GGAGGCCCAUCAAACAUGGCGGGCCGGCGGGCUACACGCAGGACUUUAUCGCCUGACCCUAAAGUAGGAGCUAUGGCUACUCUGCUAGGCUUUUGGCUCAUAGUGAUCCCUGUCUUGUGCAGCGGGCAGACAUUCACUAAUUUCCACCCCGAACGUCGGGACUGGUUGUUCAACCACCUGACGGUUCACCAGACCACGGGUGCAUUGUAUGUUGGAGCAGUCAACCGAGUGUACAAGCUCUCAGGCAACCUGACCCUCCUCGUUUCCCAUGAUACAGGCCCAGAGGAUGACAACAAGGCCUGCUACCCCCCUCUGAUUGUGCAGCCCUGUUCUGAGCCCCUUGUCUCAACCAACAAUGUCAACAAGCUUCUCCUUAUUGAUUAUUCCCAAAAUCGGUUGCUGGCCUGUGGCAGCCUCUACCAGGGUGUCUGCAAACUCCUCAGAUUGGAUGACCUCUUCAUCUUAGUGGAGCCCUCCCACAAGAAAGAGCACUACCUCUCCAGUGUCAACCAGACUGGGACUAUGUACGGGGUCAUUGUGCCUUCGCAGGGCCAGGACGGCACCCUGUUUAUUGGCACAGCAGUAGAUGGAAAACAGGACUACUUUCCCACCAUCUCUAGUCGAAAGCUGCCCCGCGAUCCAGAGUCUUCUGCGAUGUUAGACUAUGAACUGCACACUGACUUUGUGUCCUCCCUCAUCAAGAUACCAUCAGACACACUGGCACUGGUCUCCCACUUUGACAUCUAUUAUGUUUACGGCUUUGCCAGUGGCAGCUUUGUUUACUUCCUGACGGUGCAGCCCGAGACGCCAGAGAACAGCAUGUCAUCAAGCGGAUCCACCAGUGACCUCUUCUACACUUCUCGCAUUGUCCGCCUCUGCAAAGACGAUCGCAAGUUUCACUCCUAUGUGUCUCUGCCUGUUGGCUGUGUGAAGAACGGCGUUGAGUACCGGCUGCUGCAGGCCGCCUACCUUGGCAAGCCAGGCCGCGUUCUCGCUGCCUCGCUCAACAUCAGCGCCCAAGACGAUGUGCUCUUCACCAUCUUUGCCAAGGGCCAGAAGCAGUUCCAUCGCCCACCGGAUGACUCGGCGCUUUGCGUCUUCACCAUCCGAGACAUCAACGCACGUAUCAAGGAGCGCCUGCAGUCCUGCUACCAGGGAGAAGGAAAUCUGGAGCUCAACUGGCUGCUUGGGAAGGAUGUGCAGUGCACCAAAGCGCCGGUGCCCAUUGACGACUCUUUCUGUGGUCUGGACAUCAACCAGCCGCUUGGUGGUUCUCAACUGGUGACCGGUCACACGCUCUACACCGAGACUCGAGACCGAAUGACUUCUGUCACCUCUUAUGUCUACAAUGGUUACUGUGUAGCCUUCGUGGGCACCAAGAGUGGGCGUCUAAAGAAGAUUCGCGUUGACGGGCCUCCUCACGGUGGUGUCCAGUAUGAGACGAUAAUCGUCAUCAAGGACGGCAGCCCCGUCCUGCGAGAUAUGGCUUUCUCCCUCGACCGCAACUACCUCUACGUCAUGUCUGAGAGACAGGUCACCCAAGUUCCAAUCGAGUCAUGUGAGCAGUAUGCGACCUGUGGAGAGUGUUUGAGCUCCGGGGACCCACACUGCGGCUGGUGUGUCCUGCAUAACAUCUGCUCUCAGAGGAACCGGUGUGAACGCGCAGAUGAGCCUUACCGUUUCGCCGCCUCUCUCAACCAGUGUGUGAAGGCCACUGUGUACCCAGACAGCAUUGCGGUGUCAGAGCCCAGUGUACCUCUGCUGGUGAAGGUGAGCCAUGUUCCAGACCUUUCGGCUGGCAUCACUUGCUCCUUCGGCAACCUGACAGAGGUGGAGGGGCAAGUCAAUGGCAACCAGAUACUAUGUGUGUCCCCCACUGCUAAGGAUGUCCCACUCAUUCCCAUCAAUCAAGAUUGGUCAGGCGUUGAGCUGAGGCUCAACUCUAAGGAGACUGGUCAGAUGCUUAUUAGCACAGAGGUCAAGUUUUACAACUGCAGCGUCCACCAACUGUGCCUGUCUUGUGUGAACAGUGCCUUCCGCUGCCACUGGUGCAAGUACCGCAACUUGUGCACCCAUGACCCCUCCAGCUGUUCUUUCCAGGAGGGACGAGUCAACGCCUCUGAGGAUUGUCCCCAACUGGUGCGCUCCGAGGAGAUUCUGAUCCCGGCGGGGGAGGUGAAGCCUAUCACCCUGAAGGCAAAGAACCUGCCACAGCCCCAGUCAGGUCAGCGGGGCUACGAGUGUGUCCUCCACAUCCAGGGGGUCAGCCACCGAGUCACCGCCCUCCGCUUCAACAGCUCCAGCGUGCAGUGCCAGAACAGCUCGUAUAUGUACGAGGGAAUGAAGAUCAGUGAGCUGCCUGUGGAUUUCUCGGUGGUGUGGAACGGCAACUUCAUUAUUGAUAACCCGGAGAAUAUCCAAGUGCACCUGUACAAGUGCGCAGCCCAGCGAGACAGCUGCGGCACGUGUCUGAAGGCGGAGAGGAAGUUCCAGUGCGGCUGGUGCAGUGGAGAGGGAAGGUGUACUCUGCGGCACCACUGCCCUCCCAUCAAUCCUUACACCACCCGCUGGCUAAAUCUGGCCAGUAAGAAUGUCAAGUGCACCAACCCACGCAUCGCUGAGGUGACCCCAGUGGCUGGACCGCCAGAGGGGGGCACACGGGUGACCAUCCACGGCACAAACCUGGGCCUGGCUUUCUCAGACAUGGUGGGCAACGUGGAGGUGGCUGGGGUGAGGUGCACCCCUGUUGAGGAUGGCUACAUCAUCGCUGAACAGAUUGUAUGUGAGAUGGAUGCCGCUCCUGCAGACAGUCGACCUGGUCCAAUCCAGCUGUGCGUUGGAGAGUGCAGACCAGAACUUAGGGCUCGCUCCUCACAGCUCUACUCCUUUGUGACUCCCACAGUCACAGGUCUGUCCCCGAGCAGAGGUCCAGAGUCCGGGGGCACGAAAGUAACCAUAAUGGGAGAAAACCUCGGUGCCGGCAGCAGUGUCACCGUUCAGUUCGGAAACCAGACAUGCGAGUUCUUUGGACGGACCAUGACGGAGAUAGUGUGUUACUCCGCCCCUUCCCUGUCUGGUGUCGGCCAAGUGCUGAUCAGCGUGAGCGUGGACCGCGCCCAGAUCAGGGAGAGCCUCACCUUCGAGUACAUAGAGGACCCCACUGUCCAGCGCAUCGAACCAGACUGGAGCAUUGCAAGCGGCCACACCCCUCUGAUGGUGACAGGGACCAAUCUGGACGUGGUCCAGGAGCCCAGGAUCCGUGUCAAAUAUGCCGGCAGAGAGUCUGUCAAUGUGUGUAAAGUAUUGAACACCACCAGUAUGAGCUGCUUCGCUCCCUCCCUGAUUGCAGAGUACAGUCCCGGUUUGGAUACAGUAAAGCACGCAGACGAGUUUGGGUUCAUCUUCAACAACGUCCAGGCGCUGCUGGUCUACAACAACACCAACCUCCUCUACUACCCAAACCCUUACUUUGAGCCCCUCAGCACUACUGGAGUCCUGGAGCAAAAACCAGGCUCACCCAUCAUUCUCAAGGGCAGAAACCUGGUCCCCCCAGCAUCAGGAGGGGUGAAGCUUAACUACACUGUGCUGAUCGGAGAGACUCCCUGCUCUGUCACUGUGUCGGAGAGCCAGUUGCUCUGUGAGCCGCCAAACCUCACCGGACAAUAUAAAGUCAUGGUUCAGGUGGGUGGUCUUCACGUCUCUCCUGGUGCAGUCCACAUCAUGUCUGACAGCCUCCUGACCCUUCCGGCCAUUGUCAGCAUUGCUGCCGGUGGAGGCCUCCUUCUCAUCAUCGUCAUCCUCGUCCUCAUCGCCUACAAGCGAAAGUCACGUGAAAAUGACCUCACCCUGAAGCGCUUGCAGAUGCAAAUGGACAACCUGGAGUCACGAGUUGCCCUAGAGUGCAAAGAAGCCUUUGCAGAGCUGCAGACAGACAUCAAUGAGCUGACCAGUGACCUAGACAGAGCUGGUAUCCCCCAUCUGGACUACAGGACAUACGCCAUGAGGGUCCUCUUCCCCGGCAUAGAGGAUCAUCCUGUCCUCAGAGAACUGGAGGUGUCAGGGAACGGCCAGCUGAAUGUGGAGAAGGCCCUGAAGCUGUUUGGACAGCUCAUCAACAACAAGGUGUUCCUGCUCACCUUCAUCCGAACACUAGAAAUGCAGCGCUCAUUCUCCAUGAGGGACCGUGGCAACGUGGCCUCGCUUAUCAUGACGGCCCUACAGGGACGACUGGAGUACGCCACUGACGUCCUGAAACACCUGCUGUCGGACCUCAUUGACCGCAACCUGGAGAGCAAGAACCACCCCAAACUGCUGCUGCGCAGAACGGAGUCGGUUGCAGAGAAGAUGCUUACAAACUGGUUCGCCUUCCUCCUCCACAGAUUCCUCAAGGAGUGUGCUGGGGAGCCUCUGUUCAUGCUGUACUGCGCCAUCAAGCAGCAGAUGGAAAAGGGGCCCAUCGACGCCAUCACAGGAGAGGCCCGGUACUCCCUUAGUGAAGACAAGCUCAUCCGCCAGCAGAUCGAGUACAAAACCUUGACCCUGAACUGUGUGAACCCCGACAACGAGAACAGUCCAGAGAUUCCGGUCAAGGUGCUCAACUGUGACACCAUCACCCAAGUGAAGGAGAAGAUACUGGACGCCGUUUACAAGAACAUGCCCUAUUCUCAGCGGCCACGUGCCGUCGACAUGGACCUCGAGUGGCGGCAGGGGCGAAUGGCUCGGGUGGUGUUGCAGGAUGAAGACAUCACCACCAAGAUAGAAAAUGACUGGAAGAGACUCAACACUCUGAUGCACUAUCAGGUGUCAGACCGCUGCGUUGUGGCUUUGGUGCCCAAACAGACCUCAUCGUACAACAUCCCGUCCUCAGCCAGCAUAUCGCGCACCUCGAUCAGCAGAUACGACUCUUCAUUCCGCUACACGGGCAGUCCCGACAGCCUCCGCUCACGUGCUCCCAUGAUAACUCCGGACCUAGAAAGUGGUGUGAAGGUGUGGCACUUGGUGAAGAACCACGAGCACGGAGACCAGAAGGAAGGAGACCGCGGUAGCAAGAUGGUCUCGGAGAUUUAUCUGACCAGGCUGCUAGCUACCAAGGGUACAUUACAAAAAUUUGUCGACGACCUAUUUGAGACGUUGUUCAGUACAGUUCACCGAGGGAGCACUCUUCCCCUCGCCAUCAAAUACAUGUUUGACUUCCUGGAUGAGCAGGCAGACAAACAUGACAUUCAUGACACAGAUGUACGUCACACGUGGAAAAGCAACUGCCUCCCAUUGCGUUUCUGGGUGAACGUGAUCAAGAACCCGCAGUUCGUGUUUGACAUCCAUAAGAGCAGCAUCACAGACGCCUGCCUGUCUGUCGUAGCUCAGACCUUUAUGGAUUCUUGCUCCACUUCGGAGCACCGCCUGGGAAAAGACUCUCCAUCUAAUAAGCUACUCUACGCUAAAGAUAUCCCUAAUUACAAGAGCUGGGUAGAAAGGUACUACGCUGACAUCAACCGGCUGCCAGCCAUCAGUGACCAGGACAUGAACGCCUAUUUGGCCGAACAGGCCAGACUCCACUCCACAGAGUUUAACAUGCUCAGCGCUCUCAAUGAGAUCUACUCUUACAUCAGCAAGUACAGCGAGGAGAUCACAGCAGCCCUGGAGCAGGAUGAACAGGCGAGGAAGCAGAGGUUGGCCUACAAGGUGGAGCAGCUCAUCUCUGCCAUGUCCCUCGAGAGCUGAGAGUGGCCGCCACUCAAAGAGAAAGAGGACGAGAGAGAGACAGGACCACUGUCUCCACAGAGCCUCCCAAAACAUACCUCUCAUCGUGGGAGCGACAACCACGAACCAGACCUGGGACUUCUCUGCAUCCAAAGCCGGACAGACAUACAACUGCUUUAGUUUGUCAUUCUUUCACCUCCUUCCAUGAUGGCACCAGCUAAGGGCCCACAGACUAAGAUAGAGGACCUGGAAUGGCAUCAGCAGAGAAGGCAACAACAUGGCUUCUAUUUUUAUGGUUUUCUCGCUCUCUUUUUCUCUCAGUUUGAAAGGAAAUUGUACGUUGCGUGUGUGUGCGUGCAUGAGUGUGUGUUUGUGUCGUUCUGAGGAAGAUUCCUCCAAGACCGUGAGAGCAAAUGGAGUAACAAAUGUAUUCCCCGACCAGUCAGAAACUCACAUUUGAGACAAAAAGAAGCAGAGGAACAGAUCUCAUGUUGGACAGCUGAGUUUGCAUUCAGAUUUCUCAGAUUUUUAUUUUUGUACUUGUACAUUUGAAUAUUAUCAGUUACAGUUGAAAAAAAAAUCCACCCCGGAUUCCAUAAGUGUUGUUGUAUAGAGACAUGAAGAGUGCAACACUACAGCAGCGUAGUGCGGAAGUGGAAUGGGCCGUGGUCCACGUCUGCUCUCACUCCUCCCCCUCUUGGACUGAUGCUCCACUUGACUCAGACAGAAACCUCUGCUUUUUAUCCAAUCACAAGUGUACAGGAAAACAUGAAUCUUGGGCUCAUCAUCGAAGGGUCGUCGGGGGUCACAGUUCAGCCGGCAUGCUCGCAACUAAACUGAGAGUAACAGAGAUGAAGUCUAUCGUGUAUUUAGGAGAUGACUUUAAAUCAGCAUCAAUCUGGUGUGCGAGGCUUUUUUUUUUCUUCUUUUUUUUUUUCAGCAGUUAUGUCAUCUGUGUAUCUACUGACUGAUACUGGCCAAUCAGUGUAUGUGAAUGUACAAAUGUUUUUACUUUGUUUGUUUGUUUGUCUAUUUGAGUUGUGCAAACAGAAAGGGGCUCAGUUGAACUGAGCUCCAUAGAUAUUUGCAGUAGCUCGUCAAGUGAACAACUCCAUUUGUCCGUCCUGGCCCCAGCCCAUCCAGCUGCUUCCCAAACUUUAUUUACCCUAAACCACUUUUCUGCUAGAGGAGAGUGUGUAUCGUCUGCAACGCGGCCGUCGCUGCUGUGACUCCGCGGCUCAUACGCCACAGUAUGUGCAUCUUGCAGCUAGUAGGAACCAGACAAGAAGAAUUGGUCUCCGUAGGCUCAAACUCUCAUUUAUAUAACCACCGUGUGUAUCUCUUUGGGGACUUUAUGUGUACUUUGCAUGCAUGCUAUCACACAUCUGAAGUGUUCUAAGGGUCCAUCUUUGAUUUUUAUCAAGUGCCAAUGAGUCACGCCAGCUCUCGUUGGCCCGUUGAGGUGUUAGCUGAUGGGAGUUUUUUUUACCCGACCACCACCCAUGUCCUCACACAGACAAUAAGAAGUCCAGCUCUGUGGGGUUCAGUUUGAACAAGUGCCAAAAGAUGCUGUUGUUUGAAAUUGUUCACUAAUGUGUCAAAAAUCGGUUCAUGCUUUACAGAAGGAGCAAAGCUCCUCGGAGUGUCGAGCCGGUUAAAGCUGAAGCUCAUAUAACUGGAACGGUGAGUUUUGUGAAAGGUACGAAACGUAAGCAGGAGAAAAGGGAUCUGGGUGAUGAGGAAGAAACAUAAAAAACACAAAGACAUUGUGUGUUAUGUUUCAUAUUGUGUGGGUGCGUCUCCUGACUUCAACCAAAACGUCACGGGUUAAAAGGCGGCUGUAACCGUUCAGCCUUCGAGCUGCAUGACGACAAACUGUAGAUUCCAUCCUCUGGAUACGUAAUUUAAAUAUGUCUGCUUGUUGUUUACAUCAAGUACUUGAAAAUAGGUAGUAUUAAAGGUUUGCACAGUAUGCUGCACUUGUGUGUGUUGAGCGCAUGAUAAACACCAGUAGUGGGUGAAAGGUGCUUCUUUUCUCUGUGGCCUUAGAUACCCACCUGCUUAGUGUUCCUGAUCUUUUAGUCCUCGACUCGGGCGCAGUCCUUUCAGUCCUUUCAGUGCUUCGGAGCACAAUAGUUUUUCAGCGAUACCCAGCUGCCGGCACUCUGCUGAGAACUGUCUUAGCGAGAUAAAGUAAAAGGAAAGGUGAAGAGGCUACAGCCAGGCUCAGGCAGACAUUGCCUCGCUCAGCACUCGGCUCGCCUGAGCUGUUUGAAGAGAAGUGUUGAGAAAUGAGGAGAGAGGGAGAGGUAGAAAGAGAGAGAACCCCUUUAGCUCUAGUUUCCUGCUCCGGCUUUGAAGCUGCUCUUUGAUCUGAGUCAGUUGUGUGCACAGUGUGAUCAGAAGAUGGAAAGA
Messenger RNA from Cyclopterus lumpus (lumpfish), 8115 nucleotides. RefSeq names its product plexin A2 (gene plxna2). Gene Ontology annotation, cellular component: semaphorin receptor complex. The transcript has 31 exons. The coding region runs from base 16 to 5721 and encodes 1901 amino acids. Gene Ontology annotation, molecular function: semaphorin receptor activity; protein binding. The record is from RefSeq and is a predicted model, not a curated record. Gene Ontology annotation, biological process: regulation of GTPase activity; negative regulation of cell adhesion; regulation of cell migration. Lineage: Eukaryota; Metazoa; Chordata; Actinopteri; Perciformes; Cyclopteridae.